Messenger RNA from Phascolarctos cinereus (koala), 2087 nucleotides. The record is from RefSeq and is a predicted model, not a curated record. NCBI's taxonomy places the organism in Eukaryota, Metazoa, Chordata, Mammalia, Diprotodontia, Phascolarctidae.
AGAGGCUCCCGCCCCUUCUUGGGCAGACCCGGAAGCGGUGGCCCCAGGGGGAAGAUGGCGCCCUCAGGGCUGAAGGCGGUGGUGGGAGAGAAGAUCCUGAGUGGGGUUAUUCGAAGUGUCAAGAAGAAUGGAGAGUGGAAGGUUCUUGUCAUGGACCGCCCCAGCAUGCGGAUCAUGUCUUCCUGCUGUAAGAUGUCAGACAUUCUAGCCGAGGGCAUCACCAACGUCGCUUGGUGUGGUGCCGUGGAUGGAUGCCCAGUUGUGGAGGACAUUAACAAGCGCAGGGAACCCAUCCCCAGCUUGGAAGCCAUUUACCUGUUGAGCCCAUGUGAGAAGUCUGUCCAGGCUCUGAUCAAUGACUUCCGGGGAACCCCUACCUUUACCUACAAAGCUGCCCACAUCUUCUUCACAGACACCUGUCCUGAGCCCCUUUUCCUCGAACUGGGCCGAUCAAGGCUGGCCAAGGCUGUGAAGACGCUGAAGGAGAUUCACUUGGCUUUCCUUCCCUACGAGUCCCAGGUGUUUUCCUUGGAUGCAGCCCAUAGCACUUAUAACUUGUACUGCCCCUUCCGGGUCAAUGCAAGGAUUCGGCAGCUGGAGGUUUUGGCCCAGCAGAUCGCUACGCUCUGUGCCACCCUGCACGAGUACCCUGCUAUUCGCUACCGAAGACCCAACAUACUUGUAGCGCAAACCACAGGCUUUGGGACAGUCCUCCUCCUCUCAUGGCCCAGCUCUGGAGUGAUGAAGCAGGUUGGGGGCAUCCACUUCCUCAGCUUGGAUCCCUUUUUCCUCUCCUCCAUCUUCCCUAGGGGGUCUGAGGACACUGCCCAGCUUGCCCAUGCUGUCCUUGCCAAGCUCAAUGCCUUCAAAGCAGACAAUCCCAGCCUGGGGGAGGGCCCUGAGAAGAUGCGGUCUCAGCUACUGAUUGUGGACCGGGGCUCCGAUCCUGUGUCCCCUUUGCUGCAUGAGCUCACUUUCCAGGCCAUGGCCUAUGACCUUCUGGACAUCCAGCAGGACACCUACAGGUAUGAGACGACGGGUCUGAGUGAGACCCGGGAGAAGUCUGUGCUUCUGGAUGAGGAUGAUGAGCUGUGGGUGGAACUUAGGCAUAUGCACAUUGCAGAUGUGUCCAGGAGGGUCACAGAGCUGCUGAAGACCUUCUGUGAGAGCAAGAGGUUGACCACAGAUAAGGCAAACAUAAAAGACCUCUCCCACAUCCUGAAAAAGAUGCCCCAGUAUCAGAAGGAACUGAACAAGUACUCGACACACCUGAACUUGGCCGAUGACUGCAUGAAACACUUUAAGGGCACCGUGGAGAGACUCUGCAGUGUCGAGCAGGACCUGGCUUUGGGCACAGAUGCAGAAGGGGAGAAGAUUAAGGAUGCCAUGAAGCUGAUUGUUCCCGUGCUGUUGGACACUGGGGUCCCCCCGUAUGACAAGAUCCGUAUCCUCCUACUCUAUAUCUUGCUGCGGAACGGAGUGACCGAGGAGAAUCUGGCCAAGCUCAUCCAACAUGCCAAUGUGCAGGCACACAGCAACCUCAUCCGAAACCUGGAGCAGCUCGGGACCACAGUCACCGUUGCCACGGGCUCCGGGGCCCCUACCCGAGGAGAUCGAAAGGAGAGGUUGGAGCCAACUUACCAACUAUCCCGCUGGACACCCGUCAUCAAGGACGUGAUGGAGGACGCUGUGGAGGACAAGCUGGACCGGAAACUAUGGCCCUUUUUAUCUGACCCUGCCCCCGCCUCCAGCUCCCAGACUGCUGUCAGCGCCCGCUUUGGUCACUGGCACAAGAACAAAACUUCAGUGGAGUCUUCCCGGGCUGGGCCCCGACUCCUGGUUUACAUGCUGGGUGGCGUGGCUAUGUCUGAGAUGCGGGCAGCCUACGAGGUGACCCGGGCCACUGAAGGAAAGUGGGAGGUGCUCAUUGGUUCUUCCCACGUCCUCACUCCCACCCAGUUCCUGGAUGACCUCAAAAGUCUGGACCAGAAGCUGGAGGACAUCCCCAUGCCUUGAGUUUGGAGCAGCUUGAUGUAAUCCCCUCCCCUCCCCAACAGGCAAUAAAAUCCCAUGGACUCCCAACCUCA